Messenger RNA from Lodderomyces parapsilosis, 2154 nucleotides. RefSeq names its product ATP-binding cassette Fe/S cluster precursor transporter (gene ATM1). The transcript has a single exon. Bases 1 to 2154 code for a protein of 717 amino acids. Gene Ontology annotation, biological process: intracellular iron ion homeostasis; transmembrane transport. Gene Ontology annotation, molecular function: ATP binding; ABC-type transporter activity; ATP hydrolysis activity. NCBI's taxonomy places the organism in Eukaryota, Fungi, Ascomycota, Pichiomycetes, Serinales, Debaryomycetaceae. Gene Ontology annotation, cellular component: mitochondrial inner membrane. The record is from RefSeq and is a predicted model, not a curated record.
AUGCUUCUCCUAAGAUGUUCAAUAAAGCAAGCAUGGCCAUUGUUUUCAAAACUGAAUACACUGCUAGCAAGAAGGUCCGCAUCUCCAUUGGCCAAUACACUUCGACUUGGUUACAGGCCAACACCGAUACGGACAUUCACCAAAACCGCUCAAUUACUUCAUGGACCAAGUGAUGCAAACCGUACUCCAGCGAAAAUCAAUAUCCCCAAGGAAGCAGCAGCAACCACAGCACAAUCACAGAAGGCUAAAUCCGACUCGUCUUCAUAUUCCCUUUUUGGCAGAAAAGUCUCUACAUCGGAAUUAUUCAUGAUGCGAUCAUUAUUCAAAACCAUAUGGCCUAAAGACAAUCCCAGAUUCAAAAUCAGAGUCCUCAUUGCCGUGUCGCUAUUAAUUGGAUCCAAAUUGCUCAAUGUUGAAGUUCCAUUUUUGUUCAAGCAAAUCAUUGAUCAAAUGAAUGUCAAUUGGACUCAAGAAGUUGGCGUAUUAUCCACUGUGAUUGGAUCAUUAAUCCUCGCUUAUGGAGGUGCUAGAUUUGGUGCUGUUUUGUUUGGAGAAUUGAGAAACGCCAUAUUUGCAAGUGUGGCUCAAACUGCCAUUAAACGAGUCGCGUCAAACACUUUUAAUCGGUUAUUGAAUAUGGAUUUACAAUUCCAUUUGUCGCAACAAACUGGUGGGCUAACACGUGCUAUUGAUCGAGGAACCAAAGGUAUCAGUUAUGUGCUUACGGCUAUGGUGUUUCACAUUAUACCAAUCACAUUCGAAAUCAGUAUUGUUUGUGGGAUCUUGAGUUACAAUUAUGGUUUGCCGUUUGCAGCAAUGACAUUUUGUACAAUGUUGGCCUACUCCAUCUUCACAAUUAAAACAACGGCAUGGAGGACCAAAUUCAGAAGACAGGCCAAUAAUGCUGAUAAUCAAGCUGCCAGUGUGGCAUUGGAUUCAUUGAUCAAUUAUGAAAGUGUCAAGAUCUUUAACAAUGAAGCAUUCCAACUGUCGAAAUAUAAUAAUGCAUUGACAAAGUACCAAAAUGCCCUGGUUAAAGUUGCCACGAGUUUGGCGUACUUGAAUGCAGGUCAGAAUUUCAUCUUCACCCUGGCUCUUACGGCAAUGAUGUAUAUGGGAUGUCAGGGAGUUGUGUCCGGUGGAUUAACCGUGGGUGACUUAGUCUUGAUUAAUCAAUUGGUUUUCCAAUUAAGUGUCCCACUAAACUUUUUGGGCAGUGUUUAUCGAGAAUUGAAACAGAGUUUACUCGAUAUGGAAAACUUGUUCCAAUUACAAAGUGUCCCCAUCAAAAUCACAGACGUUGAAGGUGCUCCACAAUUACAAUUGAAUGCAUCUACCCCCGGUGAGAUCAAAUUUGAAAAUGUCACAUUUGGAUAUCAUCCAGACCGGCCAAUUUUGAAAAAUGUAUCAUUUACAAUCCCCGCGGGACAAAAAGUAGCUGUGGUGGGGCCCUCGGGAAGUGGUAAAUCGACGAUAUUACGAUUGGUAUUUAGAUUCUACGAUGUUGAUCUGGGUCGCAUCUUGAUCGAUGGACAGGAUAUCACCAAAGUGUCACUCGAAUCAUUACGUAAAAAAAUCGGAGUUGUCCCACAAGAAACGCCACUUUUCAACGAUACAAUUAUUGAAAAUAUCCGAUAUGGUGAUUUAAACUCCACUGACGAACAAAUUCAUCAAGUUGUUUCACUCGUCCAACUUGACAAUUUAAUUAAAGAUUUACCCGAUGGUGAAAACACCAUUGUUGGAGAACGAGGCAUGAUGAUUUCCGGUGGAGAAAAGCAAAGAUUGGCCAUUGCUCGACUCUUGCUUAAAAAUGCCCCAAUUACAUUUUUUGAUGAAGCAACAUCAGCAUUGGAUACCCAUACCGAACAAGCAUUGCUUAAGACAAUCAGAACCAUUUUCAAACGUGAUAAUAGAACAAAUGUAUCUAUUGCUCAUAGGUUGAGAACGAUUGCCGAUGCCGACAAGAUCAUCGUAUUGAAUAAAGGUCAUAUACAAGAACAAGGUUCGCAUGCACAAUUAUUGAGUGAUCCUGAAUCCUUGUAUGCUCAAUUGUGGAAUAUCCAAGAGAAUCUAGAUGUAGAGGAGCAAUUAAGAUUAGAGGAGGAAGAGAGAUUAAGAAAGGAAGAACAACAGUUGGGACAACGGGAUAAGUAG